GACGGCGCCCAUCAGUCAGUUGGACGGAGACGCCUGACCGCAGCAGGGAAAGCAGUCCAUGAGCUCUUAGGAGCCGACACAUUUCUCUGGUUGUUGGGGACCCCGCCAUUCAGCAGUCAGGAUGGCUCGGGACAUGUCAGAUAAGGAAAUCUUGAAAAUGGAGCUUGACCAGUUGAAGAAGGAAGUCAGCACACCUAGAUCAUCAGUGAGUGCGAACUGCACCGACACGAUCGCUUUCGUCGAGGGACUGGCACCGAACGACCCGCUGAUCAAGGGCGUCCCCGACGACAAGAACCCCUACAAGGGAGACAAGGGGGGCUGCGUGGUCACAUAACACACGGACGGCCCCGGAACGGUGGCUUUUUUUACGGGAGCUGGAUUAUGUUGCUGUGAUGCUGUUCC
Salarias fasciatus (jewelled blenny) is the source of this 402-nucleotide messenger RNA. It is a transcript of the gene gngt2b, whose product is annotated as guanine nucleotide binding protein (G protein), gamma transducing activity polypeptide 2b. The transcript is spliced from 3 exons. Gene Ontology annotation, molecular function: G-protein beta-subunit binding. Gene Ontology annotation, biological process: G protein-coupled receptor signaling pathway. Gene Ontology annotation, cellular component: heterotrimeric G-protein complex. The coding region runs from base 122 to 334 and encodes 70 amino acids. The record is from RefSeq and is a predicted model, not a curated record. NCBI's taxonomy places the organism in Eukaryota, Metazoa, Chordata, Actinopteri, Blenniiformes, Blenniidae.